UUUUUAAUUUUUUAUUUAAAUAGAAUACAGGUUUUAUGUGUAGAUUUAAUCUUGUUGCUCGUAAGCGGCGCUAACUUCAGACGGCGCAGGGCCGAUCGUCGACCGUAUAUGCGCUUGUCCUUCGCAUAGGCUUCGAAAAGUUCAAUAGUGACGAUAGUGGCAGUGAAAAUUACUGGAAUUCCUUUUUUACGCGCCUCAUAAAAACAAAUGAGGAAAUCCUGUGAGAUGGUAGUUGCGUUCGCGAUGGUAGUAGCGUACGACGAUAUCGCGUGAGAUGCGAUAAAUCUCACCUGACACGCUUAGUUUCUCACCAAUUCCGUCAAUCAAGGUUACUCUUGUACACAUAUGUACCUCCCUUAUAUAGUAAACAAGGUUUCUUCCUGUCACAUUAUACUUUCAAUUCGUAUUGACUCGUCGAGGGAAUCGACGUGUAAAGCGCUGACACUGUAAAGCGCCGUCGAACGAUAAUCUCGCCUUUGGGAGCCUCGGUUCUGUGAGUGUCACGUGAGUGACACAUUACCGAUGUUGUGACAAGUCAAAACCACAGUUGAUCACAGUGGGAGAGAGAGCUUUGUCGCAAACGUGUGCGAAUUCGCAUCGCGAAAAUGAGCUCGCAUCACCAUUUGAAUUCGUCGUCCGGUGAAAUAAAUCACAUUCACUUUGUUUCCGAGGACAUUGGCUCGCUGUACCUCUCAGAGGAGUACGCUGAUGUUACCAUUGUAGUCGCGGGUCAAAAAUUUCGCAGUCACAAACUCAUUCUCGCUGCGCGCAGCGAGUAUUUUCGGGCACUCCUGUUCGGUGGCAUGAAGGAGUCUACGCAAAGUGAAAUAGAGCUGACUGCCUCCUCGUUGCCAGCAUUCAAGGGUUUGCUUAAGUACAUAUAUACAGGCCGCAUGUCUCUUACUAAUGAGCGGGAUGAGGUAAUCCUUGAUAUUCUCGGGUUAGCACAUUUAUAUGGAUUUAUGGACUUAGAAGCUGCUAUAUCUGAUUAUCUCAGAGAGAUAUUGAAUAUAAAGAACAUAUGUUCGAUUUUGGACACUGCGUUUUUAUAUCAUUUGGAAUUUCUGACCAACGUUUGCUUUGAAUAUAUGGACAUACAUGCAUCUGAGGUCAUACAGCAUGAAAGUUUUUUACAAUUGAGUUCAUCUGCUUUAACCGAGUUGAUCUCUAGAGAUUCUUUCUGUGCACCAGAGAUAGAAAUUUUUUCAGCUGUACGAUCAUGGGUCAAUGCCAAUCCUGAUAUCGAUUCGUCCGAAGUGCUAGCUCAACUAAGAUUGAGUUUGAUUCCGCUACCGGAUCUUCUCAGUGUCGUAAGAUCAUCUGAAUUAGUAUUGCCAAAUGCGCUGUUAGAUGCGAUAGACAUGCAGACACAAACACCCAAUUCGAAACUUCCUUACCGUGGCCAUCUACUCGUCGAUGAGAAUGUUGCUCAUCCGAUUCAUGGUGCUCAAGUAUUACAAGGGGAAAUGCGUAGCUAUCUACUUAAUGGCGAUACUCACAAUUAUGACAUGGAACGCGGCUACACGAGGCAUACUAUAUCAGAUACAGAAGAGCAUGGGAUUCUAAUUAAGUUAGGAUCACAGUAUAUUAUAAAUCAUAUGAAAAUGUUACUAUGGGAUUUAGAUUUGCGAUCCUAUUCUUAUUAUAUAGAGGUAUGGAUAUUUUAUGGUAGUAGUGUAAUAAAUUGUAUAUAUAUAUAUAUAUAUAUAUAUAUAUAAUAAAAAUAUAUUAUAUAUAUAUUUAUUGUUAUUUGAUAGGUUUUUCAUGUUGUCAAUUUUGAAGCAUAUUAUACAAAUCACACAGAGAAGCUUUCACAAGGUUUUAUCAUUCCCACAAAGAAUAUUGCUACUAUUGAGAAAAGUGCAUGUGUCAUCGAAGGUGUGAGUAGGUCGCGUAAUAAUUUAUUGAAUGGAGACACAAAUAAUUAUGAUUGGGAUAGUGGUUACACGUGCCAUCAACUUGGUUCUGGAUCUAUUCUAGUACAAUUAGGCCAGCCGUACAUGAUAGACUCUAUGCGAUUGUUGCUUUGGGAUUGCGACAAUCGCUCCUAUUCAUAUUACAUAGAAGUGUCGGGUAAUGCUUGGAGCUGGGUGUUAGUCGCUGAUAAAACUAAAGAAGCUUGUCGGUCAUGGCAAACAAUUCGCUUUUAUCCACCACGUCCAAUAGUUUUUAUAAAAAUAGUGGGCACUCACAAUACUGCAAACGAGGUGUUUCAUUGUGUUCAUUUUGAAUGUCCGGCGCCAGUAGAUGAUAAAUCUUCAAAAUCGCCAACGCAAGAAGAACAAACGUCGACAUCGAUGGAUGGUAAUAAUUCCUUACUUCCUGCUUCCUCUCUCCUUGAAACAACUACGGAACCAAUGCGUGGUAGCGAUGAACUGUAACUAGAGUAAAGAAUACGCGUAUGACGAUGAAACGUGAGUGAUAGCUUUGCCGAUGAUCCUUGCUGUUAUUGUUUUGUGAGCUAGAUGAAUUGAAAUAAUUCGUCCAGUGACCUCAAUGCAACUUUUAAGACUGUUCAAUAAUAAUCGUUGGAUAUAAGAUUGUAAUUAGUCAUCUCGUGUUUUCUUGUUUACAAGUUUUAUUUUUACCGAUGACUUUAAAUAUAAAUAAUACGCAGCAGCUGUCAAUUUUAUAGUCACAAAAAUACAUAUGAUAAUUAGCUUUUGCA
This is a messenger RNA of Pogonomyrmex barbatus (red harvester ant), 2668 nucleotides long. It is a transcript of the gene BTBD9, whose product is annotated as BTB (POZ) domain containing 9. Lineage: Eukaryota; Metazoa; Arthropoda; Insecta; Hymenoptera; Formicidae. Gene Ontology annotation, cellular component: cytoplasm. Gene Ontology annotation, biological process: modulation of chemical synaptic transmission; adult locomotory behavior; circadian behavior. The record is from RefSeq and is a predicted model, not a curated record. Gene Ontology annotation, molecular function: protein binding.